Molecule: messenger RNA, 929 nt
Organism: Centruroides sculpturatus (bark scorpion)
Lineage: Eukaryota; Metazoa; Arthropoda; Arachnida; Scorpiones; Buthidae
Product: aquaporin-7-like
Exons: 4
Coding region: 333-902 (189 amino acids)
Biological process (GO): water transport; glycerol transmembrane transport
Cellular component (GO): basolateral plasma membrane; plasma membrane
Molecular function (GO): glycerol channel activity; water channel activity
Source: RefSeq, a predicted model, not a curated record
UUAAUGAUUUCUUCCACCGAUAACCCCGAUAAUAUAUCUACACAGGCAUCAAAAUACAUUUGUGAGCCAUUUCAACGUUUACUGCAUAGUAUUUACACCAUUAUCUCAAGUAAAUAAGGCUCUCAUAAUGUAAUUUACAGGGAAAAUAAUUACAAAUUGAUUGACAGCUCCAACAGGUAAUGGUAUCUUAUCAUUUUCUUCCAUACCUGAAGAAAAUGGAUUUCUAAAUUGUUUAGCCAUAACGUCAUUCUAUUGUGUCAUAUUUAUGUGUUAAGUACACUAGGAAGCUACAGUUGCAUGUGUAUAUCCUGAAGUGUUAUUGAAAAAUAUUUAUGUCUAGAGCAUUGAACCCUGUGUCGAAUUACCUGAAAGGUUUACUGAAAACUAAAACUAGAAGGGAGAGGGGGGAGAAAAUUCCAGGUGCUCACGUAAAUCCAGCAGUUACUGUAGCAUUCGCCACUAUAGGAAAAUUCCCAUGGAAGAAAGUGAUACCUUACAUGUUAUCUCAGUAUUUAGGAGCAUUCUUAUCAGCCGCAAUAUUAUUUCUCGUCUAUAGAGAUGGCAUCGAAGCAUUCGACAAGGGGAUAAGAAGUGUGCCACCGAACAGCAAUGCCACUGCAAAUAUUUUUUCAUGUUUUCCGCAAGAGUACGCUAGUACUUUUACAUGCGUUAUGGAUCAGAUCGUGAGUACAGGGCUACUGCUCGCUGCUGUAUGCUCUACAAUCGAUGAAAGGAACAUGAGUGUCCCAAAAGGAAUGGCUCCAUUGAUGAUUGGUCUCACUUUAUGUGGCAUUAUGAUGGGUUUUGGUUCCAACUGUGGUGCCCCUCUAAAUCCUGCAAGAGAUCUUGGCCCUAGAAUAUUUACUGCCAUGGCUGGAUGGGGAACAGAAGUGUUUUCGUAAGUCAUCACCAUACGUUAAUUUCUAUGA